GCGAAAAAAAACCACACGUAAUUUUUCACAGGGCGAGGCAUUGUGAAAAAAUCCAAUUGCACACAUUUUGAGGAGUAUUUAGCAACCGAAAACCAUCGAGGGACAUGGGCGACUCCCUGGAGAACCCCGACACAUCGGUGGAUCCGGUCGUGAACCUGUCCAUUGCGAAUUACGAUGCAUUCGCCAACUACCUUCGCAAGGCGGUGACCAUCCUGCUGCCUGAGGAGGAUGUGGUUCCCGCAUCGCUGAACAACGCUCUGGACGAUCCUGUCAACCAGGACACCAUCCGGAAGUUCCUCUCUGAUCCCCAGGUGCAGGCGCUCUACGUCCAACGCAAUUGCAUUAAAGAGGACGACACCGAGCAGCCCGCCGAGGGCGAGGAGGAGAAGGAGCAGGUCACCUACCAGAUCAGCAACGAUGUCCACUUCACCAACAGCCGCAUGGCCUCGCUGGCCUGCAUCAAGCGCGGCGUGGUCGUGGAGGCGGACAAGUCGAUCCACUCGCAGCUGCGGCUGAUCAACUUCUCGGACGGAUCGCCCUACGAGACGCUGCACGCGUUCAUCAGCAAGUCCCUGGCGCCCUACUUCAAGUCGUAUGUCAAGGAGUCGGGACGUGCUGAUCGCGAUGGCGACAAGAUGGCUCCCUCCGUGGAGAAGAAGCUGGCCGAGCUGGAGAUGGGACUGUUGCAUCUGCAGCAGAACAUCGACAUACCGGAGAUCACGCUGACGGCUCACCAGACCGUCAACAAUGUGAUUCGGAAGUGCUCGGAUGAGAACCGCAAGGCCAAGGUGGCUGACUUUGGCGACAAGGUGGAGGAUUCCUCGUUUCUGAAUCAGCUGCAGACCGGUGUCAACCGCUGGAUCACCGAGAUCAAGAAGGUGACCAAGCUAAACCGUGAUCCGGGCUCAGGAACUGCUCUCCAGGAAAUCUCCUUCUGGCUGAAUCUGGAGCGCGCUCUCUAUCGCAUCCAGGAGAAGCGCGAGUCGCCAGAAGUGGCUCUGACCUUGGACAUCCUGAAGCAUGGAAAGCGUUUCCAUGCCACCGUUUCAUUUGACACGGAUACCGGGCUUAAACAAGCUCUAGCCACGGUAGCCGACUACAAUCCUUUGAUGAAGGAUUUUCCUAUCAAUGACUUACUAUCCGCUACCGAGCUGGAGAAGAUUAGACCUGCCGUGCAGCAGAUCUUCUCGCAUCUGCGCAAGGUGCGCAACACCAAGUACCCCAUCCAGCGGUGCCUCAAGCUCAUCGAGGCCAUCUCGAGGGAUCUGUCGCAGCAGUUGCUUAAGGUGCUGGGCACCCGGCGACUGAUGCACAUUCCCUUCGAUGAAUUCGAGCGCGUUAUGAACCAGUGCUUCGAAAUCUUCAGCUGCUGGGAUGAUGAGUACGACAAGUUGCAGGGAUUGCUCCGCGAUAUUGUGAAGAAAAAGCGUGAUGAGCAUCUUAAGAUGGUGUGGCGCGUUUCGCCGGCGCACAAGAAGCUGCAGACCCGCAUGGAGCACAUGCGCAAGUUCCGACGCCAGCACGAGCAGUUGCGCACCGUCAUCCUGCGUGUCCUGCGGCCCACCAAGCCGGCCGUUAGCGAUGACGGCAACGCCGUGGAAACCAAGCAGCCGUACAGCUUAGACGCUGCCGAUGCCAACGCCAUCGAGGAGGUGAACCUGGCCUACGAAAACGUCAAGGAGGUGGACUGCCUGGACAUCACCAAGGAGGGAUCCGAGGCAUGGGAGGCCGCUGUUAAGCGAUACGAGGAAAAGAUUGAUCGCGUGGAGACCCGCAUUACGGCUCACCUGCGUGACCAACUGGGAACAGCUAAGAAUGCUAACGAAAUGUUCCGUAUUUUCUCGCGCUUCAAUGCGCUCUUCGUGCGUCCCCACAUCCGUGGCGCCAUUAGGGAGUACCAGACCCAGCUGAUUCAGCGCGUCAAGGACGACAUCGAGGCUCUGCACGAGAAGUUCAAGGUGCAGUACCCGCAGAGCAAGAGCUGCCGUUUGUCUUCGGUGCGAGAUCUUCCACCAGUAGCUGGCUCCAUCAUUUGGGCCCGUCAGAUCGACAACCAGCUGACGAUGUACUUGAAGCGUGUCGAGGACGUGCUGGGCAAGGGCUGGGAGACCCACAUCGAGGGCCAAAAGCUGAAGGCCGACGGUGACAGCUUCCGUGCCAAGCUUUCCAUCUCGGAUGUGUUCCAUGAGUGGGCCCGCAAGGUGCAGGAGCGCAAUUUCGGCAGCACUGGCCGUAUCUUCACUAUCGAGUCAACGCGUUCUCGCAUUGGACGUGGAAAUGUCCUGCGACUGCGGGUCAACUUUUUACCGGAGAUUAUCACCCUGGCGAAGGAGGUGCGCAACAUCAAGAAUCUAGGAUUCAGAGUUCCGUUGACCAUUGUGAACAAGGCGCAUCAGGCCAACCAGAUUUAUCCCUAUGCUAUAUCCCUGAUUGAAAGCGUUCGCACCUACGAACGCACUUUGGAGAAGCUUAAUAAUAGGAGUCUAGCACAAAAUUCUGUAUUCAAGAUCGAAGAUCGCGCUAGUAUUGUACCACUUGUGGCAGGACUGCGAAAGGAUGUCCUCAAUCUGGUCUCCGAGGGAAUUGGGCUCAUUUGGGAAUCGUACAAGCUAGAUCCGUACGUUCUUCGCCUGUCGGAGUGUGUGACCCAGUUCCAGGAGAAGGUCGACGACUUGCUGGUUGUGGAGGAGCAACUCGAUGUGGACGUGCGCUCGCUGGAGACCUGUCCCUACAGCGCCGCCACCUUCGUGGAGAUUCUGUCGAAGAUUCAGCAUGCCGUCGACGAUCUCUCGCUGCGUCAGUACUCCAACUUGAGUGUUUGGGUUACCCGACUCGAUGAGGAGGUGGAGAAGAAGUUGGCCCACCGUCUGCAGGCGGGUAUUCAGGCCUGGACGGAGGCUCUGACUGGCAACAAGAAGGAGGUGGACACCUCCAUGGACACCGAUGCACCAGUUCAGCCCACUCAUAAGCUGGGAGGAGAGCCCCAGAUUCAGAAUGCUGUGCAUGAGAUUCGUAUCACCAAUCAGCAGAUGUAUCUUUAUCCUUCGAUCGAGGAAGCCCGCUUCCAGAUAAUGCAGCAGUUCUUUGCCUGGCAGGCAAUCGUCACCUCGCAAGUGCGUCUGCAGAGCACCCGUUACCAGGUUGGCUUGGAGAAGCCAGUCUCUCAGACUUACCGCAACCUGCUGACCAAGUUGCCCGAGGGAAAGAUCCUGGAGAGCGCCUAUGGAGCCAUUGAAAAUAAGGUGAGCGAGGUGCGCAACUACGUGGAUGAGUGGCUGCGCUACCAGAGUCUAUGGGAUCUGCAGGCUGACAUGUUGUACGGUCGGUUGGGUGAGGAUGUGAACUUGUGGAUCAAGUGCUUGAAUGACAUCAAGCAGUCACGCACCACCUUUGAUACCUCUGAUACUCGCAGAGCCUAUGGUCCCAUAAUCAUUGAUUACGCCAAGGUGCAAGCCAAGGUCACUUUGAAAUACGACUCCUGGCACAAGGAGGCUCUUGGCAAGUUUGGCACCCUGUUGGGCACAGAGAUGACCAGCUUCCACGGCAAGGUGUCCAAGUCCCGUACCGAUCUGGAGAUGCAGAGCAUUGAGGCGGCCAGCACAUCGGAUGCAGUGAGCUUCAUCACCUACGUCCAGUCGCUGAAGAAGGACAUGAUUGCUUGGGACAAGCAGGUGGAGGUGUUCAGGGAGGCACAGCGCAUCCUGGAGCGCCAGCGAUUCCAGUUCCCCAACAACUGGCUGCAUGUGGACAACAUCGAGGGUGAGUGGUCUGCCUUCAACGAGAUUAUCAAGCGCAAGGACACGGCCAUCCAGACGCAGGUCGCCAGUCUGCAGGCCAAGAUCGUGGCCGAGGACAAGGCUGUGGAGACACGCACUGUGGACUUCCUGAACGAUUGGGAGAAGACCAAGCCCACGGGCGGCAAGAUCCGGCCAGAUGAUGCCCUGCAACAGCUGCAAAUCUUUGAGAGCAAGUACUCCCGCUUGAAGGAGGAGCGUGACAACGUGGUCAAGGCCAAGGAGGCACUGGAACUGCAGGAAUCGGCGGUGCCCAACAACAGCGCCGAGCGCAUGAACGUUGCUCUCGAGGAAUUGCAGGAUCUGCGUGGUGUCUGGAGCGAGUUGUCCAAGGUGUGGACCCAGAUCGACGAGACGCGUGAGAAGCCAUGGCUUUCGGUGCAGCCACGUAAGUUGCGCCAGCAACUGGAGGCCAUGAUGGCUCAGCUGAAGGAGCUGCCCGCUCGUCUCCGCAUGUACGAGUCAUAUGAGUACGUGAAGAAACUGAUCCAGAGCUACAUCAAGGUUAACAUGCUAAUUGUGGAGCUGAAGUCGGAUGCUCUAAAGGAGCGCCACUGGAAGCAGUUGACCAAGCAACUGCGCGUUAACUGGGUCAUCUCUGAUCUGUCCCUAGGCCAAGUGUGGGAUGUUAACCUGCAGAAGAACGAGAAUGUCGUUAAGGACAUCAUCCUGGUGGCCCAGGGCGAGAUGGCGCUGGAGGAGUUCCUUAAGCAGGUGCGCGAGUCCUGGCAGAACUACGAACUGGACUUGAUAAACUACCAGAACAAGUGCCGCAUCAUCCGCGGUUGGGACGAUCUGUUCAACAAGGUGAAGGAGCACAUCAACUCAGUGGCCGCCAUGAAGCUGUCUCCAUACUACAAGGUCUUCGAGGAGGAGGCUUUGACCUGGGAGGAAAAGCUGAACCGCAUUAACGCCCUGUUCGAUGUAUGGAUCGAUGUGCAAAGACGUUGGGUUUACUUAGAGGGUAUCUUUUCGGGCAGCGCUGACAUUAAGACGCUUCUCCCGGUGGAGACCUCGCGUUUCCAGAGCAUCAGUUCUGAGUUCCUUGGCUUGAUGAAGAAGGUGACCAAAUCGCCCAAGGUUAUGGAUGUGUUGAACAUUCCUGCUGUGCAGAGAUCCCUGGAACGUUUGGCCGAUUUGCUGGGCAAGAUCCAGAAGGCUCUGGGCGAGUAUCUGGAGCGGGAGAGAACCUCGUUCCCUCGCUUUUACUUUGUGGGAGAUGAAGAUCUUUUGGAGAUUAUUGGCAACAGCAAGAACAUUGCCCGUCUGCAAAAACACUUCAAGAAAAUGUUUGCUGGUGUUGCUGCCAUCCUACUGAACGAGGAAAACAACGUGAUCCUGGGUAUUUCAUCUCGCGAGGGCGAGGAGGUGCACUUCAUCAACCCAGUAUCCACCGUGGAUCACCCCAAGAUCAACGAGUGGCUGUCCCUGGUGGAGAAGCAGAUGCGUUUCACUUUGGCUUCGCUGUUGGCACAGGCUGUGCAGGAUAUCAAGCAGUUCCGCGACGGAAAGAUCGAUCCUCAGGCCUACAUGGAGUGGUGCGACAAGUACCAAGCCCAGAUUGUGGUGCUCGCCGCCCAGAUCCUUUGGUCCGAGGAUGUGGAGACUGCCCUUCAACAGGCCUCUGAGAACAACCAAUCUAAGCCGAUGCAGCAGGUCCUGGGAAAUGUAGAGAGCACUCUGAACGUACUGGCUGAUUCGGUCUUGCAGGAGCAGCCUCCUCUCCGUCGCCGCAAAUUGGAGCACCUUAUCAACGAGUUUGUGCACAAGCGAACAGUGACUCGCCGACUCCUUAACAACGGAGUUACCUCGCCCAAGUCCUUCCAGUGGCUGUGCGAGAUGCGUUUCUACUUCGAUCCACGGCAAACUGAGGUGCUGAAACAACUGACUAUCCACAUGGCCAACGCUCGCUUCUUCUACGGCUUUGAGUAUCUGGGUGUCCAGGAUCGAUUGGUGCAGACUCCGCUGACGGAUCGUUGCUAUCUGACCAUGACACAGGCCCUGGAGUCACGUCUUGGAGGAUCUCCAUUCGGACCUGCGGGUACAGGAAAAACCGAGUCCGUGAAGGCACUUGGCAACCAACUUGGACGCUUCGUUCUCGUCUUCAAUUGCGAUGAAACCUUCGAUUUCCAGGCCAUGGGCCGAAUCUUUGUCGGUCUGUGCCAGGUGGGAGCUUGGGGCUGCUUCGAUGAGUUCAAUCGACUGGAGGAGCGCAUGCUCUCCGCCUGCUCGCAGCAGAUCCAGACCAUUCAGGAGGCAUUGAAAUACGAGAUGGACAGCAACAAGGAAAGCAUCACCGUGGAGCUGGUGGGCAAGCAGGUGCGCGUCUCACCAGACAUGGCUAUUUUCAUCACCAUGAAUCCUGGCUAUGCCGGUCGCUCCAAUCUGCCAGAUAACUUGAAGAAACUCUUCCGCUCGCUGGCCAUGACCACGCCAGAUCGCCAGCUUAUCGCCGAGGUGAUGUUGUUCUCGCAAGGUUUUCGCUCUGCCGAGAAACUGGCCUGCAAGAUUGUGCCCUUCUUCAAACUGUGCGACGAACAACUGUCCAACCAGAGCCACUACGACUUCGGUCUGCGUGCAUUGAAGUCCGUGCUGAUCUCUGCCGGAAACGUGAAGCGAGACCGCAUCAUGAAGAUCAAGGAACAGAUGAGACAACGCGGCGACGAAAACAUCGACGAGGCUUCGGUGGCCGAGAACCUGCCCGAGCAGGAGAUCCUUAUCCAGUCGGUGUGCGAGACCAUGGUGCCCAAACUGGUGGCCGAAGACAUUCCGCUGCUCUUCUCGCUUUUGAGCGACGUUUUCCCCAAUGUGGGAUACACGCGUGCGGAGAUGAAGGGUCUGAAGGAGGAAAUCCGAAAGGUUUGCCAGGAGGACUACCUGGUCUGCGGCGAGGGUGACGAGCAGGGCGCUGCCUGGAUGGAGAAGGGACUCGGCUCCACCUGGGUGGACAAAGUGCUGCAACUGUACCAGAUCUCCAACCUGAACCAUGGACUAAUGAUGGUGGGUCCAUCCGGAUCCGGCAAGUCCACUGCUUGGAAGACACUUCUGAAGGCUCUGGAGCGCUUCGAGGGCGUUGAGGGCGUGGCCCAUGUCAUCGACCCGAAGGCCAUUUCCAAGGAGGCGCUUUACGGUGUCCUAGACCCCAACACUCGUGAGUGGACCGAUGGUUUGUUCACCCACAUUCUGCGAAAGAUUAUCGACAAUGUGCGUGGUGAGAUCAACAAGAGGCAAUGGAUCAUCUUUGAUGGUGAUGUGGAUCCCGAGUGGGUGGAGAAUUUGAAUUCCGUGCUGGAUGACAACAAGCUCUUGACGUUGCCCAACGGAGAGCGUCUUUCGCUGCCUCCCAACGUGAGGGUGAUGUUCGAGGUGCAGGAUCUGAAGUUCGCCACUUUGGCCACAGUAUCGCGUUGCGGCAUGGUCUGGUUCUCGGAGGAUGUGCUCUCCACGGAGAUGAUAUUCGAAAACUAUCUGUCCCGUUUGCGUAGCAUUCCAUUGGAGGAUGGAGACGAAGACUUCGUGGGCGUCAUAAAGCCGGCAAAGGACAAGGAGGAGGAGGUGUCACCCUCACUCCAGGUGCAGCGAGAUAUUGCUUUGCUCCUGCUGCCCUUCUUUUCGGCCGAUGGCAUCGUCGUGCGCACCCUGGAGUACGCUAUGGACCAGGAGCACAUUAUGGACUUCACCCGUUUGCGUGCCCUCAGUUCGCUCUUCUCCAUGCUCAACCAGGCGGCUCGAAAUGUGCUGACCUUCAACGCACAACAUCCAGAUUUCCCCUGCUCCGCUGAUCAGUUGGAGCACUACAUACCCAAGGCGUUGGUCUACUCAGUGCUCUGGUCUUUUGCUGGCGACGCCAAGUUAAAGGUUCGCAUCGAUUUGGGAGACUUUGUGCGCAGUGUUACCACCGUUCCACUGCCGGGAGCUGCCGGUGCUCCAAUCAUCGACUACGAGGUCAAUAUGAGCGGUGACUGGGUUCCGUGGAGCAACAAGGUGCCGGUCAUUGAGGUGGAAACGCACAAGGUGGCCUCUCCGGACAUUGUUGUGCCCACAUUGGACACCGUUCGCCACGAGUCGCUGCUGUACACCUGGCUGGCCGAGCACAAACCUUUGGUGCUCUGCGGUCCACCCGGUUCUGGCAAGACUAUGACCCUGUUCUCGGCUCUCCGAGCUCUGCCCGAUAUGGAAGUGGUGGGCCUGAAUUUCUCCUCGGCCACCACCCCGGAACUGCUGCUUAAGACGUUUGACCACUACUGUGAAUACCGCAAGACACCAAACGGAGUGGUCCUCUCACCUGUUCAGAUUGGAAAGUGGCUGGUGCUGUUCUGCGAUGAAAUCAACUUGCCAGAUAUGGACAGCUAUGGAACACAGCGCGUUAUCUCUUUCCUGCGCCAGCUGGUGGAGCAUAAGGGCUUCUACAGGGCCAGCGAUCAGGCUUGGGUUUCACUGGAACGCAUUCAGUUUGUGGGUGCUUGUAAUCCGCCCACCGAUCCCGGUCGCAAGCCGUUGUCGCAUCGGUUCUUGAGACAUGUCCCCAUCAUCUAUGUGGACUACCCUGGAGAGACAUCGCUGAAGCAGAUCUACGGCACCUUCUCGCGUGCCAUGCUGAGAUUGAUGCCUGCCCUUCGUGGUUACGCAGAGCCUUUGACCAAUGCCAUGGUGGAGUUUUACCUGGCCUCACAGGAUCGUUUUACGCAGGACAUGCAACCGCAUUACGUCUAUUCGCCUCGUGAGAUGACCCGUUGGGUUCGUGGUAUUUGCGAGGCCAUUCGUCCUUUGGAUUCCCUUCCGGUUGAAGGUCUGGUGCGUCUCUGGGCUCACGAAGCUCUGCGACUGUUCCAGGAUCGACUGGUUGAUGAUUCGGAGCGCCGAUGGACCAAUGAGAACAUUGAUUUGGUGGGCCAGAAACACUUCCCUGGAAUUAACCAAGAGGAGGCUCUACAGCGGCCGAUCCUGUACAGCAACUGGCUGAGCAAGGACUACAUGCCGGUGAACCGUGAGCAGCUGCGUGAUUAUGUGCGCGCCCGAUUGAAGGUCUUCUACGAGGAGGAGCUUGAUGUGCCCCUCGUACUCUUCGACGAAGUUCUCGACCACGUGCUGCGUAUCGAUCGAAUCUUCCGCCAGCCACAGGGUCACUUGCUGCUGAUUGGAGUUUCAGGAGCCGGAAAGACUACGCUCUCCCGCUUCGUGGCCUGGAUGAAUGGCUUGUCCAUCUUCCAGAUCAAGGUGCACAACAAGUAUACCAGCGAGGACUUUGACGAGGAUUUGCGUUGUGUGCUGCGCCGCUCUGGAUGCAAGGACGAGAAGAUUGCCUUUAUUUUGGAUGAAUCCAACGUUCUGGAUUCUGGCUUCUUGGAGCGCAUGAACACGCUGUUGGCCAACGGAGAGGUGCCCGGAUUGUUCGAGGGUGACGAGUACACCACUCUGAUGACUCAGUGCAAGGAGGGUGCCCAGCGCGAGGGUCUCAUGCUGGACUCCAGCGACGAACUAUACAAGUGGUUCACCCAGCAGGUGAUGCGCAAUCUGCACGUGGUCUUCACCAUGAAUCCUUCCACCGAUGGACUCAAGGAUCGCGCCGCCACUUCCCCGGCCCUGUUCAAUCGUUGUGUCCUGAAUUGGUUUGGCGACUGGUCGGACUCGGCUCUGUUCCAGGUGGGCAAGGAGUUCACCACUCGUGUGGACCUGGAGAAACCCAACUGGCAUGCGCCCGACUUCUUCCCCUCCGUCUGCCAUCUGGUGCCGGCCAAUCCCACUCAUCGCGAUGCGGUGAUCAACUCGUGUGUGUAUGUCCACCAGACACUCCACCAGGCCAACGCUCGACUGGCGAAGCGCGGCGGUCGCACCAUGGCAGUGACUCCCCGUCACUACCUGGACUUUAUCCACCACUUCGUCAAGCUGUACAAUGAGAAGCGCAGCGACCUGGAGGAGCAGCAGCUUCAUCUUAACGUGGGUCUCAACAAGAUCGCCGAAACUGUGGAGCAGGUGGAGGAGAUGCAGAAGUCGCUGGCCGUGAAGAAGCAGGAGUUGCAGGCCAAGAACGAGGCUGCCAACGCCAAGCUCAAGCAGAUGUUCCAGGAUCAGCAGGAGGCGGAGAAAAAGAAGAUCCAGUCCCAGGAGAUCCAGAUCCGUUUGGCCGAUCAGACAGUCAAGAUCGAGGAGAAGCGCAAAUACGUGAUGGCCGAUUUGGCCCAGGUGGAACCUGCGGUUAUUGAUGCACAAGCAGCGGUCAAGUCGAUCCGCAAGCAACAGCUCGUUGAGGUGCGAACCAUGGCUAAUCCGCCGUCGGUGGUCAAAUUGGCUCUCGAAUCGAUCUGCCUGCUGCUGGGCGAAAAUGCGACCGAUUGGAAAUCGAUCCGCGCCGUGAUCAUGCGCGAAAAUUUCAUAAAUUCAAUUGUAUCUAACUUCGGUACCGAGAACAUAACCGAUGAUGUGCGCGAGAAGAUGAAGUCCAAGUAUCUGAGCAAUCCGGAUUAUAACUUCGAAAAGGUUAAUCGUGCCAGUAUGGCUUGUGGUCCUAUGGUUAAAUGGGCCAUUGCUCAGAUCGAAUACGCUGACAUGUUGAAACGUGUGGAGCCCCUGCGCGAGGAGUUGCGCUCUCUGGAGGAGCAAGCCGAUGUAAAUCUGGCCAGUGCCAAGGAAACCAAGGACCUGGUGGAGCAACUGGAGCGCAGUAUUGCUGCCUACAAGGAGGAGUACGCCCAGCUCAUUUCCCAGGCCCAGGCCAUCAAAACUGAUCUGGAGAACGUCCAGGCCAAGGUGGAUCGCUCCAUUGCUCUACUUAAGAGCUUGAACAUUGAACGCGAGCGCUGGGAGUCCACUAGCGAGACUUUCAAGUCCCAGAUGUCCACCAUUGUGGGUGAUGUGCUGCUCUCCGCGGCCUUUAUCGCCUACGGUGGCUACUUUGAUCAGCACUAUCGGUUGAACUUGUUCACCACCUGGUCACAGCAUCUGCAGGCGGCCAGCAUUCAGUACCGCGCGGAUAUCGCUCGCACCGAAUACCUUUCCAAUCCCGACGAGCGACUGCGCUGGCAGGCAAAUGCCCUGCCCACGGAUGAUCUGUGCACGGAGAACGCCAUUAUGUUGAAGCGCUUCAACCGCUAUCCGCUGAUCAUUGAUCCUUCGGGUCAAGCAACCACUUUCCUGCUCAACGAAUACGCUGGCAAGAAGAUUACAAAGACCUCGUUCUUGGAUGACUCGUUCCGCAAAAAUCUGGAGUCCGCACUGCGUUUCGGCAAUCCCCUGCUCGUCCAGGAUGUGGAGAACUACGAUCCUAUUCUCAACCCGGUGCUGAACCGCGAACUGCGUCGCACUGGCGGUCGUGUGCUUAUCACCCUUGGCGACCAGGACAUUGAUCUGUCGCCGUCCUUCGUCAUCUUCCUGUCCACUCGCGAUCCCACUGUGGAAUUCCCGCCGGAUAUUUGCUCGAGGGUGACAUUCGUGAACUUUACGGUCACGCGCAGCUCUCUGCAGUCGCAGUGCCUCAACCAGGUGCUGAAGGCUGAGCGUCCGGACAUCGAUGAGAAGCGUUCCGAUUUGCUGAAGCUUCAGGGCGAGUUCAGACUGCGUUUGCGCCAGUUGGAGAAGAGUCUGUUGCAGGCACUCAACGACGCCAAGGGCAAGAUCCUGGACGACGACUCGGUGAUUACCACAUUGGAGACCCUUAAGAAGGAGGCCUACGACAUCAACCAGAAGGUGGAUGAGACCGACAAGGUUAUAGCCGAAAUCGAAACAGUGUCGCAGCAGUAUCUGCCACUCUCGGUGGCCUGCAGCAACAUUUACUUCACCAUGGACAGCCUUAACCAGGUGCACUUCCUCUACCAGUACUCCCUGAAGAUGUUCCUCGAUAUCUUCUCUACGGUGCUGUAUAAUAACACCAAGCUGGAGGGCCGGACCGAUCACUCCGAGCGUCUUGGCAUUGUGACCAGGGAUCUGUUCCAGGUGUGCUAUGAGCGAGUGGCUCGUGGAAUGAUCCACAACGACCGCUUGACCUUUGCCCUGCUCAUGUGCAAGAUCCAUCUGAAGGGCACGUCGGAGUCUAACCUGGAUGCGGAGUUCAACUUCUUCCUACGCAGCCGAGAGGGACUGCUUGCCAAUCCCACUCACGUGGAAGGACUUUCUGGUGAGCAAAUCGAGAGUGUCAACCGUCUGGCCACUCGUCUUCCCAUCUUCCGCAAACUUCUGGAAAAGGUGCGAUCCAUUCCCGAGCUGGGUGCCUGGUUGCAGCAGAGCUCGCCGGAACAGGUUGUUCCCCAGCUGUGGGACGAGUCCAAGGCACUCAGUCCAAUUGCCAGUUCCGUGCACCAGCUGCUGUUGAUUCAGGCCUUCCGACCGGAUCGCGUUAUAGCCGCCGCUCACAAUGUGGUCAACACUGUGCUUGGAGAGGACUUUAUGCCCAACGCCGAGCAGGAACUGGACUUCACCGCCGUGGUGGACAAGCAGUUGAACUGCAACACUCCAGCGCUUCUUUGCUCGGUGCCCGGCUUCGAUGCCUCCGGACGUGUGGAUGACCUGGCUGCGGAGCAGAACAAGCAGAUUUCCAGCAUUGCCAUCGGUUCCGCCGAGGGCUUCAACCAAGCUGAGAGGGCCAUUAACAUGGCCUGCAAGACUGGUCGCUGGGUGCUCCUAAAGAACGUCCACUUGGCUCCUCAGUGGCUUGUACAGCUGGAGAAAAAGAUGCACUCGCUGCAGCCCCAUUCCGGUUUCCGUCUCUUCCUCACCAUGGAGAUUAAUCCCAAGGUUCCGGUUAACCUACUGCGAGCUGGCCGCAUCUUUGUGUUUGAGCCACCACCAGGCAUUCGGGCCAACCUGCUGCGCACCUUCUCCACGGUGCCGGCAGCGCGCAUGAUGAAGACCCCAAGUGAGCGAGCUCGCCUUUACUUCCUGCUGGCCUGGUUCCACGCCAUCGUCCAGGAGCGACUUCGAUAUGUGCCCCUGGGCUGGGCUAAGAAGUACGAGUUCAACGAAUCGGAUCUGCGCGUGGCCUGCGACACCUUGGAUACCUGGAUCGAUACCACGGCCAUGGGACGCACUAAUCUGCCACCAGAGAAGGUGCCAUGGGAUGCCCUGGUCACCUUGCUCUCGCAAUCCAUUUACGGAGGAAAGAUCGACAACGAUUUUGAUCAGCGGCUACUAACUUCGUUCCUAAAGAAGCUCUUCACGGCCCGCAGCUUCGAGGCAGACUUUGCCCUGGUGGCUAACGUUGAUGGCGCUUCUGGAGGCUUGCGUCACAUCACCAUGCCUGAUGGCACCCGUCGCGAUCACUUCUUGAAGUGGAUUGAAAACCUAACUGACCGCCAGACUCCUUCAUGGCUGGGACUGCCCAACAAUGCGGAGAAGGUGCUGCUGACCACCCGAGGAACGGAUUUGGUCAGUAAGCUGCUCAAGAUGCAGCAGCUGGAGGACGACGAUGAGUUAGCCUACAGCGUGGAGGAUCAGGAGCAAUCUGGAGUGGCCCGCGGCGAGGAUGGACGACCAUCGUGGAUGAAGACACUGCACAAUUCGGCUACCGCUUGGUUGGAGCUGCUCCCGAAGAAUCUGCAGGUGCUCAAGCGUACGGUGGAGAACAUCAAGGAUCCCUUGUACCGAUACUUCGAGCGCGAGGUGACCAGCGGUUCUCGGCUGCUGCAGACAGUGAUCCUGGACCUCCAGGACGUGGUUCUCAUCUGCCAAGGCGAGAAGAAGCAGACCAACCACCACCGUUCCAUGCUGUCGGAGCUGGUUCGCGGCAUUAUCCCGAAGGGCUGGAAGCGUUACACCGUUCCUGCAGGAUGCACAGUGAUCCAGUGGAUCACGGACUUUAGUAACCGUGUGCAGCAGCUGCAGAAGGUAUCGCAGUUGGUGUCGCAGGCUGGCGCCAAGGAGCUGCAAGGCUUCCCCGUCUGGCUAGGCGGUCUGCUCAAUCCGGAGGCCUACAUCACGGCCACCAGGCAGUGUGUGGCCCAGGCAAACAGUUGGUCGCUGGAGGAGCUAGCCCUGGAAGUGACCAUCACGGAUGCUGGUCUGAAGACCGAUCAGAAGGAUUGUUGCUUCGGAGUCACUGGACUCAAACUGCAGGGCGCCCAGUGCAAGAACAACGAGUUGCUGCUGGCUUCCACCAUCAUGAUGGAUCUGCCUGUGACCAUUCUCAAGUGGAUGAAGAUCUCCUCGGAGCCGCGCAUCAGCAAGCUGACAUUGCCGGUUUACUUGAACUCCACGCGCACGGAACUACUUUUCACCGUGGACUUGGCCGUUGCUGCAGGACAGGAUUCGCACAGCUUCUACGAGCGAGGUGUAGCCGUUUUGACUUCCACAGCUUUGAACUAAGUGCUCAGCACAAACUAUCUUCUUUAGCCUAUAUAUUAAUCCUAACAAUCCUACAGCGCUUCAGAAAAAAAACGAUUUAAAACCCUUACUUUAAGUGUCUAAAAGGUUAUGAAAUAUUUUAUAUUUUUUUAUUUAAAGUCCCCUAUGAAAAUGUUAUAAACUUUAAUGUUCAAGAAAAUGUUGAGAUUAGAAAUCCUUUCUUAAAGCUGAAAAUAUUUUAAACUUUCAACAUUGGACCUAACAAUUUUAAUUACUUCUGUAUCUUUUGAAGUCCGUUUUUGUUAUAAGAACACAUUCGUAAAAUUAUUUUUACCCAAUCCCCUUAAAGUUUCCUAAAAUAUAUAUACUCUUAGCAACCCCA
Molecule: messenger RNA, 14448 nt
Organism: Drosophila subpulchrella
Lineage: Eukaryota; Metazoa; Arthropoda; Insecta; Diptera; Drosophilidae
Gene: Dhc64C
Product: dynein heavy chain, cytoplasmic
Exons: 16
Coding region: 105-14087 (4660 amino acids)
Biological process (GO): microtubule-based movement
Cellular component (GO): dynein complex
Molecular function (GO): ATP binding; dynein light intermediate chain binding; minus-end-directed microtubule motor activity
Source: RefSeq, a predicted model, not a curated record